Alternaria viburni is the source of this 1074-nucleotide messenger RNA. RefSeq lists its product as uncharacterized. The transcript has a single exon. The record is from RefSeq and is a predicted model, not a curated record. NCBI's taxonomy places the organism in Eukaryota, Fungi, Ascomycota, Dothideomycetes, Pleosporales, Pleosporaceae. The coding region runs from base 1 to 1074 and encodes 357 amino acids.
AUGGCAACUACAGACCCCGCACAGUCGACGCUGUACCCCAAGAUCACGACACACAUUCCUGAGAUCAUCGAACAGUUGCGACGCUCGAACCGCGACCCUACUCAUCCAGAAAGAAACAUCACUGUGGACCCAAUACCUUUCGUGGGUACUGUCAAACUUCAUGGCACGCACGCAGAUAUCCUCAUAUACCCUGAUAACCGCAUCGUGUUCCAGUCGCGCAACAUAAGUGGUCUGUCCGUCGCAAAAGAUAACCAAGGAUUUGCGGCAGAUAUGUCAGAGAAGACCGCCGCCGUACUUGGACUGCGAGACAUUUAUCUGGCACGGUGGAGAGAGUUGAAUCCCGGCACACCAAUCGAAGAAGAGUCGCCCAUCGUGAUUGCCGGUGAAUGGAUAGGCGAGAAGAUCCAGAAAGAUGUCGCCAUUGCCCAACUAUCCCGCCGCUUCGUCAUCGUCUCGGUUAACAUCAAUGGUGCAUGGCAGAAAGAUGAAGAGUACUCUGAUAUCUGCUUGCCGGACUACGAUAUCUACAACGCAUUACGCGCCGGCAUCUUUCACACAACACUCUACCCAGACGACUACGAACACACAGUAUCAGAAAUCGAACGCAUGACCGAAAGAGUCGCCGCUCACUGCCCUUUCGCAGCGACUUUCAGUAUAUCCGGCUUGGGCGAAGGCAUUGUCUGGAAACCUGUAGCCCCUCAAUACAACGCCGACACCUCUCUAUGGUUCAAAAGCAAAGGAGGAAAGUUCAAGCCUACAUUCUUCCGCAUCCCGAAAUCCAUCGAAGGUGCCGAUAUCAUCAAAGAGCGACGCAAAGCAGCCGCAACGGUAGCAGUUGCGUGGUGUUCGCAGCAGCGAUUAGAACAAGGCUGGGAUGUAUUGCGCGAGAAGGGUGUUGAGCGGGACGUCAGAGCACUGGGCGAAUUUUUGAAGUGGAUACAACAUGAUACUUUGGAGGAAGAGAAGGAGCAUAUCAAAGAGCAUGGUGUGGAUGAGGCGGCGUUGAAGAUUGAGAUUGCUAAGAUUGCUAAGCCGUGGUAUAGGGCGAAGGUUAGGGAGCGAGAUGCCAACUGA